Cervus elaphus (red deer) is the source of this 473-nucleotide messenger RNA. RefSeq names its product proline-rich protein HaeIII subfamily 1-like. The record is from RefSeq and is a predicted model, not a curated record. The transcript has 3 exons. The coding region runs from base 1 to 435 and encodes 144 amino acids. NCBI's taxonomy places the organism in Eukaryota, Metazoa, Chordata, Mammalia, Artiodactyla, Cervidae.
AUGGCGGCGGCCGCCGCGAAAGCCCGCAGAGACAGCGGCGGAGCAGCGCCGCGCGGUCAGUGGGCGCCCGCGGCCCCGGCGCCGAGGCGGCGUCAGGCCCCGCCCCUCUACGCGCGGGCGGGGGGGCGGGCGCCCCGGCGGCCAAUCAGCGCGCCCCGCCCGCCCGCGCCGGCCUCGGGAGCGCCGCGGCUGGAGGGCGGCCUCGCGGGAGGACCGACGCCGGGCCCCCGGGUCCGCCGCGCCCUUUGCCCGCCUCCCUUUCGUCGCCCCGGUCUCCUGACCUCGAGGCCCAGGCCUGCAGGGCCGUGGGCAGAAACUCGUGAGAAGGGGGCUGCGCGUUGUGCUCAGACUCAGCCUUGCCUCCGUUGCCUCCCUGACUUCUGGUCAAACCUGAGGACAGGAGCCCCCCGACAGGAGACACGGGCACAAGUUUGAUCCCUGGAUCAGGAAGAUCCCCUGGAGGAGAGCACAGC